AUGGAAAAAAAUUUGAUAUAUGGGAUGUUAAAGUAAGAUUUUAUGGUACGAAUAGACAUAUGUAAAUUAUUAAUUGAAAUUCUUAUAUUAAUAAUUAGCGGUGGUGGUUUGUAUAAUAAAACUGGAAAAAAAGUGGGAUUAUGGAUUGAAUUGAUUGAGAAUUUAAAGGAGUAAAUAAAAUUCCUAUUUAAACUAAGUUCGAAUAUCGUUACUUAACAGGGCUUUUAUAUAGAUGGGAAAAAAAUUGAUAGAUGGAAUGUUUAUUUUAUGAAGAAUGAUUAAUGGGAAAAUUUUUUAAUGUAAUAUAAAAAUUUUAUAAACUUCUCUUAAUUUAGAGGUAAUGGAUUAUACGGGGAUCUCGAGUAAAAAAUUGGAAAAUGGACUGAAUUGGGUCAAAAUCUUUAUAAGUAUAGAAUAUAGUUUAUAAUUUUUUUAGGAAUAGUUAUAUUACAUAUUAAGGGGAAUAUUUAAACGGGAAAAAAGUUGAUAGAUGGGUGACCUAUUGGUACGAGGUCUAAAAUAAUAAAAAUUAAUAGAUGUUUAUAUUUUAUUAAUUCUUAUUAUUUUUUAUUUUUAGUGGUGGAGGAGUUUAUGAUUAGUAAAAUUAAAAAAUUGGAAAAUGGAUUGAAUUAAGCUAAAACUUCUAUUAGUAUAAAAAAUUUAUUAUUUUUUUUAGAGAUAGCUAAAUUACCUAUAAAGGAAUAUAUGAAAAUGGGAAAAAAUUAGGUAAAUGGGUAACUUAAUGGAAAAUAAAUAGAGAUACUGAAAAUACAGUAACGUAAAAUUAAAUAAUUAAUUAAAAAAUUUUAUGAUUAGUGGUGGUGGAGAAUAUAACUAGUUAAGUUAAAAGAUUGGAAUAUGGUUUGAGUUUAGUGACAAUUUUUAUAAGUACAAAUAUAAUAUAUAUUAUUUUUUCUUUAGGGAGAGUUAAAUUAUUUAUUAAGGGGAAUAUAAUAAUGGUUAAAAAAUAGGUAAAUGGGAAACUUUGUGGAAGGAUUAUGGAGAUAGUAAAUUUGCAGUAAUGUAUAAUUAUAUAAAAUAAUUAAAAUUCUUUAUUAAUAGCGGUGGUGGAGAAUACAAUUAAUUAAGUUAAAAGAUUGGAAAAUGGAUUGAAUUGAGUGACAAUUUCUUCAAGUAUAUAAAUUAAUUACUAUUAUCGAGAGAAAGUAUAAUAACUUAUCUAGGUAAUUACAAAAAUGGUAAAAAAAUUGGUAGAUGGGAUAUUUUUUAUAAAAAGAAUUAUGGAGAUUAUUAGAGUGUUAAUAUGUAUAAAAUAAUCAUCCAUUAUCUAUCAUUAGUGGUGGAGGGUCAUAUGAUGAUGAAGCAGAAAGUGAGAGAAAGAUAGGUAAAUGGGUAGAAUUGACGAAUGGGUUUUACUGGUAAUUUAGAAUUUAGUAAUAAUCAUAGGGAAAAUUAAAUCUUAUAUUGUGGAGAAUACAAAAAAGGAAAAAAAUUUGGAAAGUGGGAAGAGAUAAAAAAAGAUUUUGUUAAAAUAAAGGAAGGAUUUAAAAAGAUGUAUAUAUUUUUCUUUUUAAAAAUA
Messenger RNA from Paramecium sonneborni, 1540 nucleotides. The record is from the annotation of a GenBank genome assembly. NCBI's taxonomy places the organism in Eukaryota, Ciliophora, Oligohymenophorea, Peniculida, Parameciidae.